Molecule: messenger RNA, 3248 nt
Organism: Aspergillus ochraceoroseus IBT 24754
Lineage: Eukaryota; Fungi; Ascomycota; Eurotiomycetes; Eurotiales; Aspergillaceae
Product: exosome catalytic subunit DIS3
Exons: 2
Coding region: 76-3183 (1035 amino acids)
Biological process (GO): rRNA catabolic process
Cellular component (GO): cytoplasmic exosome (RNase complex); nuclear exosome (RNase complex)
Molecular function (GO): 3'-5'-RNA exonuclease activity; endonuclease activity; RNA binding
Source: RefSeq, a predicted model, not a curated record
CUUCUCCCCACGACUCAACUUUGCUCUGGAGAAAAGUUUGACCCGCAGACGUCGGGUCUUUUUAUCAAGGCAAAAAUGAAGAGCCUUCGACGAGAUUUCAAGUCAGAUCCGCAGACCGCAAACGUCACCAGCAAAAUCUUCGUCCGCUCAACAAAAAGUGGGAAGGUGCAAAAGAUUGUUCGAGAGCUCUACCUAAGACAGGAUAUUCCUUGCUCCUCUCGUUUAUGUUCGAUAUGCCCGUCCGUCGCUCCAGCAGAUGCAAAUGGGAACAUUGCGCCUUUCGUUCUUUCGGAGCAUCCCGCUGGCACAACUGAAUUUCCUCGUGGCCACUAUCUCAUCCCUGAUACGAAUGCGCUAUUGAAUGGCAUGGAUCUUUUUGAGCAUACGGGGGCAUUUUACGAUGUGAUUGUGCUCCAAACCGUCCUUGAAGAGCUGAAAAAUCAGUCACUGCCUCUCUAUAACCGUCUCCUCGCUUUGAUUAAGACCGAUGAGAAGCGCUUCUACUUGUUCUUUAACGAAUUCCGUCUCGAAACGCACGUUAGGCGGGGCCCAGAUGAAUCAAUCAACGACAGGAAUGACCGCGCUGUGAGAACCGUCGCAAAAUGGUACAUGGAGCAUCUGCGCGCCGUUACGAAGAAGACCAAGAAAGAGAAGGCUAUCCCAGCUAUCGUCGUCAUCACAGACGACAAGGAAAACCUGCGCAAAGCAAAGGAAGAAAAUAUAACCGCCUUGUCUCUCACGGACUAUGUUGCUGGCCUCGAAGAUUCCGAUAGACUGCUCGACAUGAUCACCGAGUCUCGAGAAGCAAGGGAAACGAAGGGCGCUCGUGGAGAGCUCUUCUAUCCCGAGUACUAUUCGAUGUCAAAGCUAAUGACAGGUUUGAGGGCAGGAAACUUACACCAAGGCGUUUUCAAUGUCUCCCCUUACAACUACCUAGAAGGCUCCGUCAACGUUGCUGCGUUCGACAAGCCCCUCAUUAUCAUGGGUCGUCAAAACAGCAACCGAGCUAUCUCUGGAGAUGUUGUCGUUAUUGAAGUGUUGCCCCAGGACCAGUGGAAGUCCCCGUCAACCAAGAUUGUGGAGGAAGAAGCGAUAACUAAGAACGACAACCCCGAUGCCGGGGAUAACGAAGCUGUAGUAACCGAGCGGGAGCGAAAGGCAUUGCAGGAGGAAGUUAAGAAAGCCCAUGGGAAAAAUUCUGAAGGACGUCCACAGCCAACCGCGAAGGUUGUUGGGGUUAUCAAACGCAACUGGCGGCAAUAUGUUGGAACUGUUGACUCCGGUUCAACAAGCUCCCAGACUGCUUCUGGUAGGCGCCAGCAAAAUGUCUUUGUUUUGCCAAUGGACAAGAAGGUACCGAAGAUUAGGGUUCGAACUCGCCAGGCUGCAGAUUUGUUAGGCCAACGAAUCUUGGUCACAAUUGAUGCGUGGGAUCGUGAUUCUCGAUACCCCACUGGCCAUUUCAUCCGUUCACUGGGCGAAUUAGAAACAAAGGGGGCGGAAACGGAAGCUCUGUUACUUGAGUACGACGUUCAAUACAAGCCCUUCCCCAAAGUUGUCCUGGACUGCCUGCCUCCCCAAGGCCAUGAUUGGCGAGUCCCAGAAAGCAAGGAUGACAGUGGCUGGAAUGGCCGGAGAGAUCUUCGAGAUCUCCUCAUCUGCAGUAUUGACCCUCCGGGCUGCCAAGAUAUUGAUGAUGCCCUGCACGCACGCCAGCUGCCCAAUGGCAAUUUUGAAGUGGGUGUUCACAUUGCAGACGUAUCUCACUUCGUGAAACCGAAUAAUGCCAUGGACCUUGAAGCCAGUGUUCGCGGAACGACAGUUUACUUGGUUGACAAGCGUAUUGACAUGCUUCCACACCUCCUCGGUACUGACCUCUGUUCUCUCAAACCAUACGUGGAGCGCUACGCCUUCUCGGUUCUGUGGGAGAUGACGCCGAAUGCAGAGGUUGUUUCCGCUGAUUUUACGAAAUCGGUGAUCCGAUCACGAGAAGCAUUCAGUUAUGAACAGGCACAAAUGCGGAUUGAUGACCCUUCGAAGACUGACGACCUGACCCAGAGCAUGCGCACCUUGCUUCAUUUAUCAAAAAUCUUACGCCAGAAGCGUAUGGAUGCUGGUGCCUUGAACCUCGCUUCUCCAGAAGUCCGAAUCGAAGCCGACAAUGAUGAAGUCGGAGAUCCAUUGGCUGAUGUCAAGACGAAGGCCAUGCUCGCAACGAACAGUCUUGUGGAAGAAUUCAUGCUUCACGCCAACAUUACUGUGGCAUCCAAAAUUUACAGCGUCUUUCCCCAAACUGCCAUGCUACGAAGACACGCUACGCCCCCUCCGCAGAAUUUCGAGGAGCUCACCAACCAACUUUCCAAAAAGCGGGAUAUGCGCCUUGAUGUCUCGAGUUCAGGAGCUCUUGCAGACUCACUCGAUCGUUGCGUUGACUCGGAAAACCCUUUCUUUAAUACCCUAGUCCGUAUUCUGGCCACUCGAUGCAUGACGUCCGCAGAGUACUUCUCCGCUGGCGCUCACGCCGAGUCUGAGUUCCGCCACUACGGUCUGGCCUCCCCGAUCUACACACAUUUCACCUCCCCCAUUAGAAGAUAUGCGGAUCUGUUAGUUCACCGACAACUUGCAGCUGCGAUCGGCUACGAAGGGGAAGAUGGUCGAGCCUCGAUUGAAGGCUCUAUGACACGGAAUCGUCUGGAGGAUAUUUGCCGAAACAUCAAUUACCGACAUCGAAACGCCCAGUAUGCCGGUCGGGCGAGCAUCGAGUAUUACGUUGGACAGGCCCUUAAAGCACGUGGAGAGAAGCUGGCCGCGGAUGGUGUUGAUGGCGGUAUCGAGGAAGAUGGAUAUAUUAUGCGAGUUUUUGAAAACGGAGUGGUUGUGUUUGUGCCCCGGUUCGGUAUCGAAGGCGUCGUUCGUCUGGAAGAUUUUGUCCUCCCAGGUGACUCUUCCCUGCGCUCUGUCGAGGAACGACGGGAACUAGUCGUACGCCGCGAAAGCGAAUUCGACAGUGAAGGGUACACCCUGCAAGUCUCCGAGAAGGGCCAAUCCGAGAAAGAUCGAUCCGCCAUCGUUGAACUUUUCCAGCGAGUCAAGGUGAAUGUCAGCUCCGUGAAGGAAGAGAGUGGACGUGGAGCAGGGAAGAGAAGGGUCAGGAUAUUGAUCCUUAACAGUUGUAUUAACUGAGACAUAAAACAAAAACUAGAGGUACUUUAUUUAUUUAUAAUCUUGAAUGAAUGAAUACAUACGCG